GUUGGCUGGCUGACACGGCAUUUCCCUCGACUCAAUUUGGGUUUGCAUUUCCUCAACACAAGAAACCAAGAUGAGCAACGAUACCUUGACGUGGUUGUUGACCAAGAACAACAACGCCUUUUUGGUGAAGGGUGUCCAACCCAACAACGACUUUUCGCGCUCCAAGUUCAACUUGAUGAACCGCCACUGCCGCAAGUACGACGGUUUGUCCGCCAACAAGGCCGUGGGCAUCUCGUUGAACGACAAGAAGGUCGUGUUGGCGACCAAGAUCGCCAAGAACGCCAAGUUCCCCGUCAAGAGCGUCAACACUGUCCCCUUGAACAAGGGUUUCCGCGCCAACGCAUACACGAUCCGCGCCGAAAUCUCCCGCAACUUUUACCGCGGUGACUUGAAGCGCGCCGCGCUUGCCCGAUGGACUCAACUGAACCGCGUCGCCAAGAUCGAAAAGGGCGUGCUCAAGAAGACUGUUGCCAAGACCAAGCGCAACCAAUUCAAGGCUUAAAGUGUGCUGGCCAUCUAAUCUUUGCAUCGGUUUCUUGAAAUGCAGCGAAUUCCACGCAUCUGUGUCUUGCUCCCCCUUUCUCGCUUCCGUGGUUGAGCGUAACUCUCGAAAUGCAAGUUUAGGAUUCGUA
Aphanomyces invadans is the source of this 632-nucleotide messenger RNA. RefSeq lists its product as hypothetical. The record is from RefSeq and is a predicted model, not a curated record. Gene Ontology annotation, cellular component: ribosome; cytosolic large ribosomal subunit. Gene Ontology annotation, biological process: translation. Gene Ontology annotation, molecular function: structural constituent of ribosome. The transcript has 2 exons. Bases 71 to 502 code for a protein of 143 amino acids. NCBI's taxonomy places the organism in Eukaryota, Oomycota, Saprolegniomycetes, Saprolegniales, Verrucalvaceae.